AUGUCCGAAGGUGUUGCUGACUUAGAUGUGGAAGAGUUGGAGCAGUUGUUGUUGGCAAAUUAUGCCGACAAUGUCGACGACAAUGAGAGUGAUGAAGAGACGAAUCAGCUUGAUACCAGCGGACAGAAGAAUGAAGCUCCAAAACGGAAGUUAACACUGGAAGGAUCAAGCUUUCUCGUAGCCGAUACUGAAAGUAAUAUCAAUGGAGAACCGUCGUCCGCAGCGUUAGCGCCAGGUACAAUGGUAACUGCCGACGCUGAUAUUGAUUCGUCCGAUGAGGAAGAAACGAGAAACUUUCUCGAGCGCAAGUACAAUCAGUACGGACGACAAAUUAAUGAUCUGCUGAAAACGAAAGAAGCGGAACAAACGGACCAAGCACUAUCGAAAUGGGUGGAUCGAAAGCUGUUUCAAAUUAACCGUAGUUCACCACAAACUCCUUCCGCAGAGAUUGUGGGAAAACCCGUACCAUCAAGUCCAACCACAGCAACAAAUAACCGUAUCGGUGCUGGUGUUAAACAGACUCCAACGGCCAACAAUUUUGCCAAGCAAACACCUACCAGCGGUGGAAGUAUUCCGGCUGUUUUUCAAGCGACUGUUCACACCGAUCCCGUAUUCGGACUGCGCAUCGUACAUCCGCUAGUGUCAAGCCAGACGCUGCAGGAACGAAUGCAGGACAAAAAAGCGGUCCCCUUUAUGCGUCUGCGAGCAUUUGUAGAAACGGCCGAUCUGCAGCAGGAUUGGGUUAUUGGUGGUGUGGUGAUCAGCAAAAGUCCCACCAAGACAACUUCCAAGGGCAAACAGUUUGCAAUUUGGAAGUUGAGCGAUCUUCACGGUGACAUCAAGAUGGCCAGCUUGUUUCUCUUCGGGCAGGCGUUUAAGGAUCUUUGGAAAACGGCGAUAGGUACGGCGGUCGCUGUACUGAACCCGAACGUGCUGAAUAAUAAUAAUAGUGAUAAAAACACGGAAGCAACCCUUUCGAUUGAUCGUGCUACGAAGGUGAUGGUGCUAGGACAAUCGCGUGACUUUGGCACCUGCCGAAGUCGUAAGAAGAAUGGGGAUCCCUGCACGUCCAUAGUAAAUUUGGGCAAGUGUGAGUACUGCCUGUACCAUAUUAAGCAGGAGUACAAUAAGGCAAGCAAUCGGGGCGGUCUCCUAACGUCCACCGGCGGCCGUGGAUUGAAUGAGCUGCGAAACAAAGUCCUUGGGAAGAAUGAGGUGUUUUAUGCGGGACAAAGCUUUAGCGCGGUGAAAGCCGUUAAACAUCCCAAACAGAUCGAGAAGGAUCGCAACCGUAUGAUGACGCUGUCGGAUUACUUUCGAUCACCGUUCGAAGGAAGCGGGAACAAUGGUGGACAAGCCACAGCUGGUGGUACAUCACCGGCAACAACACGUUCCGUACCGUCUUAUCGCGCUGCGGCAUCGGCAACCAAGCCACAAAAAUCGUCUGCCGCAAGAGUCGAGCUUAACGUAGGCCAACGGAUGAAAGAUUUUCAGCGGCUCCAAAGUCUUGGUGUAUCGAUGGAAUCGUUGCAGGAAAUAAAAUCUUCCAAACCAUCGGCGGUCGAACCUGCUCAAUCACCUAGUACUGCUGCAUCGUCCUCAUCCAGCAUGGUGGAUAAUCGCAAAUUUAGCCUUGAAAUAGUGCCUCGCUUAAGCAAGGAUUCGUUUGAUAUCGAUUUUUCCAAGCAAGUGUCCCUAAAGAAGGCACUCCAAUCGCGUGCUCGAGCUUCGGAAAUUAUCAAACGAAAACCGAUCGAAAAAGCGGAUCCCAACUUCAUCAAGUACCGCGGCACGGAACAGGGCAAGAAACGGGUGCUGGAAGAGCUGUCCAAGAACGCACCGGGCGAAGAGAAUGCUGCUAAGCGACAAAAGCUCCAGCAAGAACAGGACGAAAAAGAACGUGCCAAACAGGAACACAUGAAACGUAUCAUAGAAGCGUCCUCCUCACAUCAGGAUCUGAUCGUGGCGAGCGAGAACGCCCAGCAAGAACAGUACAUCAAAUCGCUCGAACGGAAGGAAGCGAUGGAAGAGAAAAUGCUGAACACUUUCAAGGUACCGUGUAAGGCGGUCAGUUGCACACAGUGCAAGUACAUUGCCUUUUCCGCUGCGGAUCGUUGCAAGGCGGAAGGACACCAGCUGCGGGUGCAUGAGGCGGAAAAGCGUUUCUUCCGCUGUGCCGACUGUGGCAACCGGACCGUCAGCUUGUUCCGCAUACCAAAGGUCAGUUGCAAAGGUUGCCAAAGUUCACGCUGGGAACGAUGUGCGAUGAUGAAGGAGAAGCGUGGCGUACAGAUAGGCGACGUGCUGUCGAUUCGAGGCGAUGAAGAGAAGUAUCUGGGCAGUUUGGCGGGUGCGAGUGCGAGUUUGAAUUUGCUGGUGCCGGAGGAGGAAAGUUGAUGUCGGCUGGGAAACG
Molecule: messenger RNA, 2413 nt
Organism: Anopheles maculipalpis
Lineage: Eukaryota; Metazoa; Arthropoda; Insecta; Diptera; Culicidae
Gene: Mcm10
Product: protein MCM10 homolog
Exons: 2
Coding region: 1-2397 (798 amino acids)
Biological process (GO): DNA replication; DNA replication initiation
Cellular component (GO): nucleus; replication fork protection complex
Molecular function (GO): DNA replication origin binding; single-stranded DNA binding
Source: RefSeq, a predicted model, not a curated record